Histoplasma capsulatum G186AR is the source of this 693-nucleotide messenger RNA. RefSeq lists its product as uncharacterized. Lineage: Eukaryota; Fungi; Ascomycota; Eurotiomycetes; Onygenales; Ajellomycetaceae. The record is from RefSeq and is a predicted model, not a curated record. The coding region runs from base 1 to 693 and encodes 230 amino acids. The transcript is spliced from 6 exons.
AUGCAUUUCGUGCAGUUUCAGUUGCCGCGUGAGACAAGCGAAAACGUGCGGAGCAUCAUGAAAGGCUUUAAAGCAAAGGCACCGAGAAUACCGGGUGAAAUCAAGGGAAGGCUGAAGGUGAUAUUUUCGGUUUGGAAAUUUGGCGCAGGAGACUGGGAAGACCUGGUGGAAAACAUUAUUAUUCUUCUUGUUCAUUUUUUUUUCUGUGGAGCACCCCCAUCGUUGUUGGUCGUUGUCCAGAUGUCCGGAUGUAACACGCACGCACACGAGUUUCAAGUGGAUGUUGCAGCAAAUCGGCGAGUAGCUUCCAAUGCUACUCGCUGCAACUCGCCACUAGAUAUUUGCCAAAACAAAGCGCAGCGCCAGUGUUUCUGUACGCACCACCUGAGCUUGUAUAUAGUGCUCCGACGGAAUAGUCAAGGUAGAAGUUGGCAGGAAGAAGCCACGCCGGAGCUCCCUGAGGGGAAAAAAUCUUCGGAACGAGUCACACAUACGUUAGCGUCGGGCGUCAACGGGGGAACAGUGCUGGGGGACGCGACUACUUUGGGGCCCUCUUGUGCCUUGUCGAAUCCGUUAGGUUGGAUGCCAAUGUGGAUGGCGUCGGGGGGCUUUGUGGAAUCGGUUCCAGGGUCACAAAAGCUACGGACUCAAACCGCCACGGAAGGCGGAUCGGGAGAGUCCAAUUGGCAAUAA